AUGCCUUCCUUUGCUUUACAAUUAAUUGUACUGCUAUCAGUUUCUUCCGUAUCUUCUUCCUCAGCAAAUUCUUGGAUACGACGCAAUCUUGAAAAUGGCAAAUUAUACGAAUUCGAUGGUAGCAACUCCCCACCAUCUAAUAUUGCAAGAGUUCGGCUAGUGAUAACCACCACAAACAUCAGAAAACAACCUUCACCACUUCCCAUACACAUCUUUCGUAUUCGGUGGACUGAGUCUCGUAAUGCCGCUGCUUAUAGAGUGCAUUGCGAAGCUAAUGCAACUGACGAGGUAAUUACUAUCCUUGACAGGGAAAUCGCAGACAAUAUAACAGGCAUUGAUGAAAGGUUUAUUCUUCCGCAAGGACGUCUCUCAGUACUUUGUGGAGUGGCUGCUGUAAACUCGUAUGGCUCUUCAGCUUGGACCGAUUCUCCUUUGAUCACGGUUCAGACAGCUGUACCGGAAAUUUCAGAGAGAGAAAAUAUCACUAAACCUAUAGGGAACAAUGAUCAAGUCGAUGUUGAAGAUCUCGACCUGUAUCAACUUCUCCAGCUGAUUCAUGCCUCGCAUAUUGAGGAUUUACCACCAAAGCCACUUAUGAGAGAUGUAGAAGAACGCGUCAUUAUUGGACCUGGUGGCGAG
Molecule: messenger RNA, 639 nt
Organism: Strongylus vulgaris
Lineage: Eukaryota; Metazoa; Nematoda; Chromadorea; Rhabditida; Strongylidae
Source: the annotation of a GenBank genome assembly